Messenger RNA from Lactuca virosa, 1858 nucleotides. NCBI's taxonomy places the organism in Eukaryota, Viridiplantae, Streptophyta, Magnoliopsida, Asterales, Asteraceae. The record is from the annotation of a GenBank genome assembly.
AUGAAAUUUGGGAAGGAUUUGAUAACAGGAAGAGAGAGGUACUUCACAUCUUGGAAGAGCCCUGAUGAUCCUUCUAUAGGUUUGUAUAAAUUUUGGGUAGACACAAAUGGAUAUCCACAGAUUUUUUUGGGAGAAGGUCAACGUGAAACCUUGAGGCUUGGACGAUGGAAUGGUGUUGGCUUUCAAGGCAUAUCUGUGGAAAAUAUGAAUCCUAUUUUCUCUACAGAAUUUGUUGUCAAUAAGAAAGAAAUAUAUUAUAGAUAUAAACUUAAGAGUACAACUGUUCAGAGGGUUAUUUUGAUGUGGGAUGGCAUGGUACGAAGGUUGCAGUCGAACAAGCGAACCCAAGAAUGGGUCGAUUGUUUGGAAGGUUUUGAACCAAAAGUCCCAGAAGAAUGGAAAGCAGGGGAUUGGUCGAGUGGGUGUCAACGUAGAAAGCCAUUGGAUUGUAGGACUCCGGAUUUCUUCCAUAAAAUUUCAGGAUUGGUUUUCCCAGACACACGUCGUUCAUCGUACAACGAGAGCAUGUCCCUUGAAGAAUGUGAGAUGAUCUGCAGAAGGGAUUGUAAUUGUACUGCUUAUGCUAAUUUAGAUAUCAGAAAUGGGGGAAGUGGAUGUUUGCUAUGGUUUGACGACCUGCUGGAUGCAAGAGAAUCUGAUGAUCAUCAAGAACUGUACAUAAGAAUGGCAAUCUCUGAUUUAGCAGCAAAAGGCCAAUUCAGCUUCAACAAGAAGAAGGGAGUACUCACGGUGGUGCUGUCAGUUUCGAUAUCUGCACUACUUCUCUCUGUAGUAGCAUAUGCCUGUAGAAAGAAAAUGAAAAGGCUUCAUAAAAAGGGACUAGGAAGCAGGGCACAUACCCUUGACAAAGAUCAUACGACUGCUACCGAUAACUUUAACAUUAAUAAUAAGAUUGGAGAAGGUGGUUUUGGUCCGGUUUACAAGGGUGUGUUGGAAAAUGGGCGAGUAAUCGCUGUAAAGCGUCUCUCAGAAACAUCUCAACAAGGACUUGAUGAGUUCCAAAACGAAGUCAUUUGUAUUGCCAAGCUUCAGCAUCGGAAUCUUGUCAAGCUCCUUGGAUACUGCGUUCAUGGAAAUGAAAGGAUUCUAAUUUAUGAAUACAUGGAUAACAAAAGCUUGGACUCAUUUCUAUUUGAUGAAACGAGAGGUUCAUUGCUUGACUGGCCUCAACGGUUUCGCAUUAUCCAUGGUAUUGCUAGGGGUGUUCUUUAUCUACAUCAAGAUUCCCUCCUUCAAAUAAUCCAUAGAGAUCUCAAGGCGGGUAAUAUCUUGCUGGACAGUGAAAUGAAUCCAAAAAUAUCAGACUUUGGCCUCGCUCGAAAGUUUGUAGGACAAGAUGUCAUGACUAAGACAAAGAAGGUUGUAGGAACACAUGGUUACAUUUCUCCUGAAGGAUUCUCUCAUGAGGCUCACAGUGAUAACCUUCUUGGACAUGCUUGGAGACUACAUAAAGAAGACAGAUCCAUUGAACUUAUUAGUGAAUCUUUACGCAACUCUUGUGUCGUGUCUGAAGUACUACGAUCAAUUCAUGUUGGAUUAUUGUGUGUGCAACAUCAUGCGGAAGAUAGACCAACUAUGUUGUCGGUAGUUCUUAUGCUGAUUAGUGAGGGGGCACUGCCUCCACCCAAACAACCAGCUUUUUUCACCGAAGAAAGUUACCAUGAAGUUAAUAUUGUUUCAUCCCUAGAGGAAUACACGAUUACACUUUUGCAUGCUAGAUAGAAAGCAUGUGCCCAUGCUGAUGUAUAAAUUGUUGGAAUAAUCCGAAUUUGUUUUUUGGAAACAUUCCUUAUUUUAUUUUUGAUCUUUGUUGUUACUCUAUUCUAGUAUUAGACCC